Rotaria sp. Silwood1 is the source of this 1035-nucleotide messenger RNA. The record is from the annotation of a GenBank genome assembly. Lineage: Eukaryota; Metazoa; Rotifera; Eurotatoria; Philodinida; Philodinidae.
AUGAUAACAUCAAUAAUAAUUUAUUUUUGUCGUAUAAGUUCAAUAUUAUUAAUGUAUUUGGGUUUAUUAAUUGGUAGUUUUUGUACAAUAUUUAUUCUUCGAGAAUUUUAUUUUCAUUCUCAAUUUCAUACAUCUUUAAAUUUACUUAUUAUUGUAAUUUUUUGUACAGAUUGUAUUCGUGCAUUUGUCUGUGCACCUUUAGAAACAUUUGUUUUAAUAAAAACAUUAAAUUUAACAAUUAUGCAUUGUCACGAACAAAAUUAUUUUAUUCAAUAUUAUAAAAUAAUAAUAAAUUUUUGUCGUUUUACUAUGGCUGUACGUUCUUGUUUUAAUGUAAUACAACCAUUUGGUUUUAUUGCUAUUGCUUACGAACGUUUACGUACAAUUGUAAGAAGAAAUGGAAAUUUAAAUAUGAAUAUUAUUUCUCAUCAACAACGAGAUUUUGUUCGUUUAAAAAAUAUUAUAAUUUGGAUUUUUAUCAGUUUAUUAUUGGGUAUUAUUGUUGGUAUUUAUCAAGCAUUAGCAUAUUCUCCUUCAAAUACAUGUUAUGGACAAUCUACUGUAGCAUUUCAUCCUAUAAUGUUUAUUCUUUUAUUUUGUAUGAUUAGUGCUGGAUUAAUAAGUGGUUUUAUCUAUGUAAAAAUGUUUUUCGUUUUAAGAAAAUAUCAGAAUAAUGUGGUUAUGCCGGUUAUUAUUGAUGAAAACCAUAAUAAUCCUGUAAGACAUCAAAAUAUUUCGAUUAAUGAUAUACAUAGAAAAGAUCUUCGUUUAGCUAAACAUUCAUUUAUUAUAUUUCUUUCGUUUUUCUUAUGUCGUCUGCCAUGGGCUAUUAUGAUUUUAAUGGAUUUAAUUCUUAUACUACCAUCAUUUGGAUACAUUCAAUGUUAUUUUGAAGAAUUUGCUGAUUUUUCUGGACAAUUUAUAUUUUUAGCAACUAUAACAGAUCCAUUGACUUAUAUUUGGUCUCAACCAAGAUUAAAGCAAAAAUUUUCUCGAAUUCCAAUUAUAUCAAUUUAUUUUCAUAAUAGAUUAUAA